Penaeus vannamei (Pacific white shrimp) is the source of this 1344-nucleotide messenger RNA. NCBI's taxonomy places the organism in Eukaryota, Metazoa, Arthropoda, Malacostraca, Decapoda, Penaeidae. The record is from RefSeq and is a predicted model, not a curated record.
CUGGUCUCCCUUGGCGCUGGCAGUGACAUCAACCCAAAGGAAGUUCUAAAGAUUUCCACGAGCGGCGGCGAUGGUGCCCAUGGAAGCGUCGCCGUUGGACCCGCGGCCUCCCCCCCGCCCGCGCCCCCCGCCCGCCCCCCGCCCAGACGGAGCGCGUGGCGGACUCGGCGGUGGACACCCUCGUGACGACCACCGUGGCCCUGGUGCUGGCGCUGCUGGUGCUGGCCUACCUGUACCUGUGCUGCCACGUGUGGGGCCUCCACCUGCGCCUGCUCGCGCUCGUCAAGUGCAUCGGCGGGAGGAGGGAACACGCCAGCUCGCACCUGCUCCUCCCUCAGCCCGCGGGAGCAGCAGCACCGCUUCCCCGGCGGGCGGCCCUCCAUCUCCCUGCCCAUGCCCAGCGCCCACCACCGCCUGGCCGUCGAGACGCCGCCGCCCCGCUACUCGCUCGUCAACGGCUCCUUGCCCUCCUACAGCUGCGCCAUGCUGCGCACGAUGAGGGUGGUGGACAGCCCCCUGCAGUUCCGCAUCCUGGUCCGCGUGGGCGCCAGCGACCUCUGCGGCCCCAAGGUCUCUUCUUCGCGGCUCCGGCUGACGUCAAAGGACGCCCACGCGUUCUCGACGAAGCUGCCCUUCGUUCCGCAGUUCGACGCGGCGUCGCUCGGGCCGUCGACGUCGUCGCCCGAGGCCGCCGUGUCCUUCGCCGAGUCGGACGAUCACUGCUGCAUCGACCUCAACAAUAACAUCCCCCUCGCCAGCCUCCACCCCGACGUCUUCUCCUCCGGCGAGAGCGACGCGUCCUCCGGAGGCGACCCCGAAGAGCGCGAGGCGGACGGCUCGGGGACUUACGGAGGAGACCUGGUCGACGGGCGCGCCCAGCCAGAAGUCGCCAAGCCCGUCGAAGUAGCUGACAAGUUCGUGAAGGUGGUGGUGCAGCGCGAGGGCCACGAGGCCCAGCACUGCAUGUUCGCCCGACGCACCGCGCCGUCGUGCUACGAGGCCAGCUGGACCAUGAAGCCAGAGGACCUCACCGCCAACUACACUUUCCAGGUGUACUUGGAGAAGAAGCAGGAGGCGGACGUGUACCUGGAAAUGCUCGACGCCGACGGGUUCAUCGUGGCCGUGGACCAGCUGUCCCCAGUCCCCUCCGCACGCCCGCCAGUCUAUCUCACGCCCGCGCCCUCAUACACGUCCCCCUGACGGCAAAAUAUUCCUCAGAUCGUACUCUUCUCUUGUAUUAUUGUGACGAUGUCUGUGUCGCUGCGUCAUGUAGUUUAGUAGGUUAUAGUUUGUAUUAUAUUUAUUUUUAUUUAACUGUUGACUCUUAAAUAUAAAUGCCAUAUA